AUGGCGGUCAACUGGGUAUGGCGAGCCCGUCAGCUCCAGCGUUUCGCUGCCCAAGAUCCGCCCCAUGAGUAUGCCAAUUGCAUCACGAAAGCCCACCUACGCCGGGCUAAGCUGCUUGCUCCCGACCCGACGGAAAUGGAUCCGGAUGAGCCAAUGUGGCCUGAGAAAUGGGGACUGCUGCCACAAUCGCUACCAUCCUUUUUGACACGAGGGGAGUGGGUGUCACUACCAGAGUAUCCUGCUGACGGAGAAGAAGGGGAAGAAGAAGAGGUGCCGAUGCCUAAAGAGGUCUCGAAAGAUCCCAAAGAGGCCUUGAAGGAUCCCAAAGAGUCUGGAAAGAAGGCUGCCGCCGCCAUUACCACGAAGCCUAUAGCGAACUCUACGACGAAGCCCAAGACGCAGUCUACGCCGCAGUCCACGACGCAGCCCCCGAUGAGACCCCCGACGAAGCCCCCAAUGGAGCCCAGAACGCGGCCCAAAACGCGGCCGAUGCAGCCUUCAACAGAACGAAGUGGCUUGAACAAACCCCAAGCAAAGCACGACGAGCCUAGAUUGUCGACGAGAACACAGGUCCAGGCUGAGGGCCAGGUCCAAGUCCAGGGUCACCGUCAAACGAUCGCGCAGGAGCCAGGGUGCCCUCUGCUUCCCUCUCUUCUUCCGUCCAUACUUCCUUACUCCCCUCUUCUUUCCCCUAGUCCCGCUACUACUGCCCCUCCUCCUCCUCCACCACCCCCUACUUCCGUUACUCCGUCUACUUCUUUGCCAUUAGGUAUCCGGGUAUCGGGAGCAUGGCCCGAGGGAGAGGAAAGCAGAGAGGCCAAUAUCGAUACCGCUAGCUCGUCACGGGACCGAGAACAGCCAAAGUACCUUGUCAUCGAAGAGGACCAAGAACAACCACCGCCUGGUACGCGUGGUUUCACAUGGGACGAGAUGAAGGAGUGUUUGGAGUACUUGAAGCACGAGCGGCGUAAACGCUAG
Messenger RNA from Colletotrichum lupini, 978 nucleotides. RefSeq lists its product as uncharacterized. The coding region runs from base 1 to 978 and encodes 325 amino acids. Lineage: Eukaryota; Fungi; Ascomycota; Sordariomycetes; Glomerellales; Glomerellaceae. The transcript is spliced from 2 exons. The record is from RefSeq and is a predicted model, not a curated record.